Saccostrea cuccullata (small rock oyster) is the source of this 4209-nucleotide messenger RNA. RefSeq names its product deleted in malignant brain tumors 1 protein-like. Gene Ontology annotation, cellular component: membrane. Bases 1 to 4209 code for a protein of 1402 amino acids. The transcript has 27 exons. The record is from RefSeq and is a predicted model, not a curated record. Lineage: Eukaryota; Metazoa; Mollusca; Bivalvia; Ostreida; Ostreidae.
AUGCCUCCAGUGCGAGCGAAGAUCACUACACGGUCCAGGAAGGAGCGUAAUCGAAACUUUGUGUCGCCAGGCAGAGGGCGAGGGAGACGACCUAACCAUGCCAAUCGUUCUUUCCACGAGGAGGACCCCUCAAACACUACAGCCCGUCCAAGGGGAAGCCUGCCCCAGAACACCACACCAACGCACACAGCCACAGCAACGGUGGCGGAUUCCACCCAUGAUGCAAAUCGGAUCGAGUCGGAUACGUUGAGCAACACGUCGGAUAUCCAGCAACAAAUACGACCAACGGAAUCCAGCUCCCAGGAAUUGAGGUUGAGGAAUGGCAGCCAAUCUGAUGUCAAGCACAAGCCAGUUCAAAAAGUUAGAAAUUUGAUUAUUAUCAAAUUAAUUGUUCCAGCUCAAAAUAUUCGACUUGUAAAUGGGUACACAGCUGCUAUGGGUCGAGUUGAGGUUAAGAAUAACGGUGCAUGGGGAACUGUUUGUGAUGACGACUGGGAUGACAUAGAUGCUGCUGUAGUGUGCUCUAUGCUAGGAUUUUCAAGGGAAAAUGCAGUGGCCAAGAACAGUGCUUUCUUUGGACAAGGACAUGGAAGUAUAUGGAUGGACCAGGUUAGAUGUACAGGAACGGAGACUAAUUUAUUUCAUUGUUCUAAAUCAGAGCUUGGUACACACGAUUGUACCCAUGGUGAAGAUGCAGGAGUUGUUUGCUCAUUAGAUAAUAUAAGACUUGUCAAUGGAUCUUUGCCCUAUGAGGGACGGGUAGAGAUUAAACAUAACGGUGUUUGGGGUACCAUAUGUGAUGAUGGAUGGGACAAUAAAGACGCAGGAGUUGUUUGUUCUAUGCUAGGCUUUCCGAGAAAUUUUGCAACAGCCAAAUCGGGCGCAUUUUAUGGACAAGGAAUUGGCAAAAUUUGGAUCGACGAUUUGUUAUGUAGUGGUCAUGAAUCUAAUAUAUUGCAAUGUAAUACUACAGCAUUAGGCAAACAUAACUGUGGCCACACGGAGGAUGCUGGAGUACUUUGUUCACCCGCUAAAAAUGUUCGACUUGUAAAUGGGUACACAGCUGCGAUGGGUCGAGUUGAGGUAAGGAAUAACGGUUCCUGGGGAACUGUUUGUGAUGACGAUUGGGAUGACAAUGACGCUGCUGUAGUGUGCUCAAUGCUCGGAUAUUCAAGGGAAAAUGCAGUAGCCAAGAACAGUGCUUUCUUUGGACCAGGACAUGGAACUAUAUGGAUGGACGAGGUUAGAUGUAAAGGAACGGAGAUCAAUUUAUUUUAUUGUUCUAAAUCAGACCUUGGUAAACACGAUUGUAGCCAUAGUGAAGAUGCAGGAGUUAUUUGCUCAUUAGAUAAUAUAAGACUUGUCAAUGGAUCGUUGCCGUAUGAGGGGCGGGUAGAGAUAAAACAUAACGGUGUUUGGGGUACAAUAUGUGAUGAUGGAUGGGACAAUAAAGACGCAGCUGUUGUCUGUUCUAUGCUAGGAUUUCCGAGAAAUUUUACAAGAGCCAAAUCAAACGCAUUUUAUGGACAAGGAAGUGGCAAAAUUUGGAUUGACGAUUUAUCAUGUAGUGGCCAUGAAUCUAAUGUAUUGCAAUGCAAUAUCACAGCAUUAGGCACACAUAACUGUCAACACAGUGAGGAUGCAGGAGUACUUUGUUCACCCGUUCAGGAUGUUCGAUUUGCAAAUGGAAACACAAUUGCGAUGGGUCUAGUGGAGAUAAAAAUUAAAGGUGCGUGGGGAACUAUCUGUAAUAAUGACUGGGACGAUAAUACAGCAGCUGUAGUGUGCUCAAUGCUUGGAUUUUCAAGACAAAAUGCAGUGUCCAAGAACGGGUCUUUCUUUGAACCAGGAUAUGGACUUAUAUGGAUGGAUAAGGUUAAAUGUACUGGAAAUGAAAUAAAUUUAUUCCAGUGUCCUAAAGCAGAAUUUGGAGAUGACAAUUGUGGUCACAGCGAAGAUUUGGGAGUUAGUUGCUCAUUAGAUGUACGGAUUGUCAAUGGGUCCUCGGCUUCUGAAGGGCGGGUUGAGGUGAAAUUCAAUGGUGAGUGGGGAACUGUAUGUGACGAUGAUUGGGAUACCAUUGACGCUGCUGUUGUCUGUGGAAUGCUGGGAUUUUCAAGUAAAAAUGCAGUUGCUAAGAGGGGAGCUUUCUUCGGGAUGGGGAGAGGAACUAUCUGGAUGGAUGACGUAGGAUGCACUGAAAAUGACAGAAAUAUAGCACAAUGUAAAACACGAGAACUUGGAACUGAGAAUUGUGGACAUCACGAAGAUGCAGGAGUUAUUUGUGCCCCAGAUAUACGGCUUGUCAAUGGGUCCUCGGCUUCUGAAGGGCGGGUUGAGGUGAAAUUCAAUGGUGUGUGGGGAACUGUAUGUGACGAUGAUUGGGAUAACAUUGACGCUGCCGUUGUCUGUGGAAUGCUGGGAUUUUCAAGGAAAAAUGCAGUUGCUAAGAUGGGAACUUUCUUCGGGAUGGGGAGAGGAACUAUCUGGAUGGAUGACGUAGGAUGCACUGAAAAUGACAGAAAUAUAGCACAAUGUAAAACACGAGAACUUGGGACUGAGAAUUGUGGACAUCACGAAGAUGCAGGAGUUAUUUGUGCCCCAGAUAUACGGCUUGUCAAUGGGUCCUCGGCUUCUGAAGGGCGGGUUGAGGUGAAAUUCAAUGGUGUGUGGGGAACUGUAUGUGACGAUGAUUGGGAUAACAUUGACGCUGCCGUUGUCUGUGGAAUGCUGGGAUUUUCAAGGAAAAAUGCAGUUGCUAAGAGGGGAGCUUUCUUCGGGAUGGGGAGAGGAACUAUCUGGAUGGAUGACGUAGGAUGCACUGAAAAUGACAGAAAUAUAGCACAAUGUAAAACACGAGAACUUGGGACUGAGAAUUGUGGACAUCACGAAGAUGCAGGAGUUAUUUGUGCCCCAGAUAUACGGCUUGUCAAUGGGUCCCCGGCUUCUGAAGGGCGGGUUGAGGUGAAAUUCAAUGGUGUGUGGGGAACUGUAUGUGACGAUGAUUGGGAUAACAUUGACGCUGCCGUUGUCUGUGGAAUGCUGGGAUUUUCAAGGAAAAAUGCAGUUGCUAAGAAGGGAGCUUUCUUUGGGAUGGGGAGAGGAACUAUCUGGAUGGAUGACGUAGGAUGCACUGAAAAUGACAGAAAUAUAGCACAAUGUAAAACACGAGAACUUGGGACUGAGAAUUGUGGACAUCACGAAGAUGCAGGAGUUAUUUGUGCCCCAGAUAUAAGGCUUGUCAAUGGAUCGUCGGCUGCUGAAGGGCGGGUUGAGGUGAAAUUCAAUGGUGUGUGGGGAACUGUAUGUGACGAUGAUUGGGAUAACAUUGACGCUGCUGUUGUCUGUGGAAUGCUGGGAUUUUCAAGGAAAAAUGCAGUUGCUAAGAGGGGAGCUUUCUUCGGGAUGGGGAGAGGAACUAUCUGGAUGGAUGACGUAGAAUGCACUGAAAAUGACAGAAAUAUAGCACAAUGUAAAACACGAGAACUUGGGACUGAAAAAUGUGGACAUCACCAAAAUGCAGGAGUUAUUUGUGCCGCAGAAAAGAUCAGACUUGUUAAUGGAUCAUCUCCAACUGACGGUCGUGUAGAGAUCAUGUAUAGGGGUGUCUGGGGAUCAAUUUGUCAUGAUGGUUGGGACGAUAGAGACGCUGCAGUAGUCUGUUUAAUGCUUGGAUUUUCAAGAUCGACAGCAGAAUCUUUCAAAGUAGUUGGCCAGCAAAUGAAUACUGUAUGGAUGGCCGAUGUUGAAUGCAAAGGGAAUGAAUUGGAUAUAUUUUAUUGUAAUCACUCAUCACUAAAACAAGAAGAAUGUAGUCAAAACUAUUACGCAGCAGUCAAUUGUACACAAGGAAAAAUAAAACUGGUAGGUGGUCAGACACCAGCGGAAGGACUAGUGAAGGUUUUCUAUAACGGAUCAUGGGGAACAGUUUGCAACGACGAAUGGGAUGAUAGAGAUGCUGCUGUCGUUUGUUUCAUGCUGGGAUUCUCGAGACAGAAUGCUACAGCACUUACCUCUAAUAGAUUUGGGUACGAAACUGGAAGGAUCAUGAUGAAUAAUGUCAUGUGUAAUGGUGAUGAAGAUGAUUUGUUACACUGUAACCCUACACUUAUAGAAAUAAAAAAUUGCGACCACAAUGAAGACGCUGGAGUAAUUUGUUCAGCAGAAACAUUACAACUAGUGACGAAACUGGGAUAUCCAUUAGCUUAG